Messenger RNA from Haliotis rubra (blacklip abalone), 1967 nucleotides. RefSeq names its product caspase-3-like. Bases 92 to 1150 code for a protein of 352 amino acids. Gene Ontology annotation, cellular component: cytoplasm. NCBI's taxonomy places the organism in Eukaryota, Metazoa, Mollusca, Gastropoda, Lepetellida, Haliotidae. The transcript is spliced from 5 exons. Gene Ontology annotation, biological process: proteolysis; apoptotic process. The record is from RefSeq and is a predicted model, not a curated record.
UAUGCUGACGUGAGUGUACAGUCAGCUGACAUUACUGGUGAAUAGCCCAUGUCUUCCAAGAAGAGGUAUCUAUGAACGACAAGGCAACUAAAUGUUCGGCCACCUGACACAACUAGUGAAUAGUCCAUACAAUCUUCCAGGAAGAGGUGUCUAUGAGCGACAAGCUACGCCCCUGAAUAUGGAGGAUGAAUAUGACUUCUCCUACCCCGAGAGAGGCGUGGCUGUUAUCAUCAACAAUGAGAAGUUCUUCUCAGCGGAGCAGGAGGAAUCCGAUGACCGGGUGGGGUCGUCACACGAUGCUGCGGCCCUCGACGUAAUGUUCAGUGGGCUGGGGUUCAUCGUCCACAGACACGACAAUCUCACACAAUCAGCAAUGGUUGAGACACUGACUACAAUUGCUGGCAUGGAAAUUCACUCCAAGUCAGACUGUUUUGCUUGUGCUAUUCUGUCCCACGGUGACGCCACCCUGAUCCCGGACUGCACCUCACGAGCGAUGCUGAGGGAGAGGCAGGACUACCUGCUGGGGUCAGACGGUGGGGCAGUGCUGGUAGCCAGCAUCAUCAACAUCUUCAGCGAUACACGUUGUCCGGGGCUAGUGGGAAAACCAAGGCUGUUCUUCUUCCAGGCAUGUCGUGGAACCAACUUGGACCCUGGAGUUAGUGUCCAAGUGAAAAAGGCAAGAAUUAAACCGGAUCGGGGAUGGAAGCAAGGUGAUAAAGCCCAGCAGACCAACCGUAAAGAUGCCGAGGAAGGCAACGUCGACAGGGAAGAAGACACGCAUUACAACAGCGACGUUGACAACACUGACAGCAUACCCUUAUGUCCCGUUUUGUCUGUCUCCCCAUCAAACAUACACAAGGACAUCUUGGUGAUGUACGCAACGCCCCCUGGUUACUAUGCAUGGCGCAGGGACACUGGCGCGUGGUUUACACAGAGCCUUCGCAAGGUCCUAACACCGUGCAAUGCAACGAGCUGGUCUCUCACAACGCUGCUGACCUUCGUAAAUCAGAGAGUAGCAGUCUGGUAUGAAUCAUCGUAUGGAAGUGACACAUCCAUGAACGAAAAGAAGCAAGUUCCUUGCAUCACGCAUAUGCUGACCAAAGACGUGUAUUUCAGACCUAAAAGCAUUCAGCAUUCCACUUUGGUAUAGUUGUAUGAACAGCGGAGCAUGAACAACGACUUGAUAAGGCAAUAUAUGAACACAUACAGUUGCGUCCCUUGGCUAGCAGGAAAUGCUGAAUAGCCCGAAGAUAAAUCGCGACUGUUGUGUGAUCCUUUUUAGUUCUUUAGAUCAGAUCAGAUGAUCAAUCUCAUAGAAUAUUUGAGAAUAUUAAUCUCGCGCAAUUUACGUAAAUUACAAUUCUGUGAAUAUUGUAUCACUUUGCUUUCAUACAGAGGUUUCAGUGGUUAUUCUUUGCCGAGAUGUGCUCAUUUGAAGUGAUGUAUUUUAACUUGGAAGCCCUUGAUGUUGCUGUUGUCCAGAUGCACACAUCGCAGUUCAAAUUCCAGCAAGGAAAAUCAGCAUGGUUACAUUAUCAGUGUAAUGUGAAACAGUAGCAUACAAGAGUUGGUAAUUGUGUAGAUGGUGCGGACUUCAAAUCAUGCUUUAACACGUUUGGUCUGUGUUGAUGUUAAACCGUAUGAGAAGUCCAGCUAUAUGGCUCCGGUUUGUAAAUAAUUGAAUCUGGACCAGACAAUCCAGUGAUCAACAUCAUUAGCAUCGAUCUACGCAAUUGGGAUACGUUCACAUGUGUCAACCAAGUGAGCGAGCCUGACCACCCGAUCCCGUUAGUCGCCUCUUACGACAAGCAUGGGUUACUGAAGAUCAGUUGUAAUGCGGAACUUCACGGGCGGCCUCUGGAAGGAGUUUAUAUUGACGUAUGUACAUGAAUACUACUUCAAACAAGAACGAUAACUCCCUUUCUGUUUAAUUCCAGCAGCAAUAAACAUUACUGAAGCACUCAAAA